Messenger RNA from Felis catus (domestic cat), 6591 nucleotides. RefSeq names its product cholinergic receptor muscarinic 2 (gene CHRM2). Bases 1186 to 2586 code for a protein of 466 amino acids. Gene Ontology annotation, molecular function: G protein-coupled acetylcholine receptor activity. The transcript has 2 exons. The record is from RefSeq and is a predicted model, not a curated record. Lineage: Eukaryota; Metazoa; Chordata; Mammalia; Carnivora; Felidae. Gene Ontology annotation, cellular component: plasma membrane. Gene Ontology annotation, biological process: adenylate cyclase-activating adrenergic receptor signaling pathway; regulation of heart contraction.
AAGGCUCUAAAUUGAGGUGUCUGAAUAUAGCUGGAGACGUUGUGUUACUGCGAUUCUGUAAUCUGCCCUAUUUCAAACAGAUCAAGGUCACGCAUGCCUUCAAGCCCCAAGAUCAAACCGUUUCUAUUAAGCCAGUCAACAUGAAUAGAGUUUCUUAUAAGCUCAGUGAUUUAAACCAGGAGUACAUUGCACUUCAUUACGUUCUGAAUACUAAUAUACUUCAGCUUUUCUUGUUGUCUCCUGGCCCAAAGGCAGAGGUUUUGACUGGAAUGAAAAUAGGUAGAUUUUGAUAUUUUCUUUCUGAUUUACUCAGUGAUCUAUAGAAAGAAUGAUCAUAGUUUUCAUUGGCCACAUAAAUGAAGGCAUCCUCCUCAUUGACUCAAACAUACAGGUUCAGGGCAGUUAGAAUAAUGUUAGAAUUACAGAGAAUUUAGACUAUGGUAAAAAUUCCUUUUUUCUCACCUUAAUUCCUGUGAAUGAACAAGAAGCCGCACUGAACCUAAGAACUCAUUUCAGAAUUUAGUAAAGCUAUGUCAUUUCUCAAUGAUUUUUUUUUUUUUAGAUGCGAAUGACUUUUCUGAGCUCUGUCUUGCGUGUAGAUUCACUUUAUUCUAAUACAUUCACUGAUGGUCACCUUUUUUAUUUAAUAAGCUAAAAAUAAGAGAUGAGGCAAUGAUUGUGAUUGCACUGGACUCCAGCUCCCAGGGUAAAGUCUAAGCAGUUUGAAUUGACAUUUUGUCGUUGUCAAAAACCAACUGCUCGCCACAUCCAUUGGCGUAAAACACAACAUCUGGUUCAGUAUAAUUAGGUUUUCAAGUAAGCUGAUGAGAAAAUGAGCCUUGUGCACUUAUCCAAAUGAAGAAGCAUAAAGAAUUUUCUUUUGAUUGACAUAAAUACAUGAGAUGGGAUUGCAAAAUAGAGAAUCAGGUCUUGGAAUCACACUUGACCUCAGACAUGACCAUUGCGUAUCACGUAGGUGCGGGAAACAGAACUCAGGUUUGCUUUCAUUACCACACACGUGCUCGGUGAUGACAUUUCUGGUAUGAAGUGUCACGCGGGAGGAUCUCCUGGGGUUGUUCUCUAAUCGAGUGGUUGGCCCAGAAAUAAACACGGAUUGAGCCUGAAGGCUUCGUGAUGGUUUCAAUGCGUGUUUGGCUACUUGGCUUCUGAUUGAGAGAACACAAAAUGAAUAACUCAACAAACUCCUCUAACAAUGGCCUGGCUCUGACCAGUCCUUAUAAGACAUUUGAAGUGGUGUUCAUUGUCCUUGUGGCUGGAUCCCUCAGUUUGGUGACUAUCAUUGGGAAUAUUCUGGUCAUGGUCUCCAUUAAAGUCAACCGCCACCUCCAGACCGUCAACAAUUACUUUUUGUUCAGCUUGGCCUGUGCUGACCUCAUCAUUGGUGUUUUCUCCAUGAACUUGUACACCCUCUACACCGUGAUUGGCUACUGGCCUUUGGGACCUGUGGUAUGUGACCUUUGGCUAGCCCUGGACUACGUGGUCAGCAACGCCUCGGUGAUGAAUCUGCUCAUUAUCAGCUUUGACAGGUACUUCUGUGUCACCAAACCGCUCACCUACCCAGUCAAGCGGACCACGAAAAUGGCAGGUAUGAUGAUUGCAGCUGCCUGGGUCCUCUCCUUUAUCCUGUGGGCCCCGGCCAUUCUCUUCUGGCAGUUCAUCGUAGGGGUGAGGACUGUAGAGGAUGGGGAAUGCUACAUUCAGUUUUUCUCCAACGCCGCUGUCACCUUUGGUACCGCCAUUGCAGCCUUCUAUUUGCCUGUGAUCAUCAUGACUGUGCUAUACUGGCACAUAUCCCGAGCCAGCAAGAGCAGGAUAAAGAAGGACAAGAAGGAGCCUGUGGCCAACCAAGAGCCAGUUUCUCCAAGUCUGGUACAAGGAAGGAUAGUGAGGCCAAACAACAACACUACACCUGGCAGUGACGGUAGCCUGGAGCACAACAAAAUCCAGAAUGGCAAAGCCCCCAGAGAUGCUGUGACUGAAAACUGUGUCCAGGGAGAGGAGAAGGAGAGCUCCAAUGAUUCCACCUCAGUCAGUGCGGUAGCCUCUAAUAUGAGAGAUGAUGAAAUAACCCAGGAUGAGAACACAGUCUCCACUUCCCUGGGCCACUCCAAAGAUGAGAACUCGAAGCAGACGUGCAUCAAAAUUGUCACCAAGACCCCAAAAGGUGACUCAUGUACCCCAGCUAAUACCACUGUGGAGCUAGUUGGUUCUGCAGGUCAGAACGGAGACGAAAAACAGAACAUCGUCGCUCGUAAGAUUGUGAAGAUGACGAAGCAGCCUGCCAAAAAGAAGCCUCCUCCUUCUCGGGAGAAGAAAGUGACCAGGACGAUCUUGGCUAUCCUGUUGGCUUUCAUCAUCACUUGGGCCCCAUACAAUGUCAUGGUGCUCAUCAACACCUUCUGUGCACCCUGCAUCCCCAACACAGUGUGGACAAUUGGUUAUUGGCUCUGUUACAUCAAUAGCACUAUCAACCCCGCAUGCUACGCACUUUGUAAUGCCACCUUCAAGAAGACCUUUAAACAUCUUCUCAUGUGUCACUAUAAGAACAUUGGCGCUACGAGGUAAAACACCUUUGUAGAGAAGGAAGGUGGUCGGGGGAGCUUGGGAAAAAGAAAAGGGGUACAAAAAACCUCCCAGUUUUAAAAAUCUCUGCCAUUGCACUUUAUAGUCUUAUUAUGGAAUGUGCAAUUAAGGAGCCCGACAGUGACACUUUUAUCGUGCCUAUGCUCCAGUUUGAGAAACCCACACCUUAUCAGCCCUGUCAGUUUCAGAGUGAUGAGACCAUGAAAGAGACAUUUUGGAAUUAAUGGAUUUAAGGAACAAUCCACAUGUUCUCGUACUCUCUUGAAGAAGGGCUUCUGAAUCUACAGUUUUAUCUCUGCACAAGAAGAAUAAUAACCUCGCUCCUUUUUAUUCCCAUUUUUUUUUUGUUCCCGUGUGUCCAUAUGAGGAUGAAAUGCCACAGCUAACAUGGAGACUUAAACAUAAAAAAAAUAGACGUCACACAAUGGACAAGUGAAGGAAGAGGAUCAAAAAAAUAUAUAUAGAAAUGGUCUCCAUAGUGUUAAGUGCUAAGCAUAUAUUAUUCUUUUGUUACAGUUUUAUUUGGAGAAUUGCGAUGUAAUCAAUGCUUUGGAUUUUUUUUUUUUUUUUACCUUUCCCUCUUCCCACCAUCAAAGGAAAGCAAACACACAAAAACCCCAACUAGACCAUAACAUUAUUUUUCUUAUUAUGGCACUGGUUUUUGUACGUCCCCAUUCUACAUUGUGUAAGGACAAAAUCUGCAAGACUUUUGCUAAAUACAACCAGAAACAGCCAUGAACAUGGGCAUUUCACCCCUGCCCACUGUGUCCUUUUCAUUCUGUGGGGAUAUAAAAGCCUAUAAAGUGUGAGUUUGCUUCUGAUCCUGUAGGUGAAAUGUUUUCACCCAUCUGGUUUUCUCCUAAACUAGUGUCUUAAGUUAUUGGGCUAGCCUACCUAAUACAUAAACACGCUUGAGAACCAAAGUCAUUUUUUAAAGUGAGGUUUUGUCAAAUUAAAUAGUGGUCGUCUUUAGUUGGAGAGAGUUUACUGAGGCCAGAUGAAUUUUGAAAUAAGAAAAUAGAAGACUGAGAGGGCAUUCUGUUUUCAACCUGAAUCUGCCUGACCCAUCUAUGAGAUGCUAACUUGUAAACCAUGAACUUCUGGCCUUUGUCAGUGGGAAGAAGCUGCUUUAUUCAUUUGGAAUCGUAAGUAGGAUUAGCAUACUCUGGUGGCACCAGUGACUUCUGGGUCACUCCCAGGAGAAUAAGACGUUCUCUUCAAUGCCUGCUAACAAAUUAUAUUCAAUUUAUAGUCCAGUGAGGUUUUUUAUAACCAUCCUAUAUCCCACUGGAGGAGGAAAAAAAAUAGUUAAAAAACAUUUCCUGGAACCACAUGUUCCAUGUUCCUCAAAUUGUCAAUUCUCUCUAAAAUUUUUUAACUUCAAAAGUCUGUCCAUAGAGGUAAUCUUUGUGGCAAGAACGUAGUGGAUAUCUAACAGAGGCCAAGUGAGAUCAGCAAACUGUGAGGAAGAAUGCAGGUAGCUGUGCCUGUGUCCUUUCUCAUUGUUUCUUUAAUUCUAGACCAUAAAAAGUCCUAUCAGGAACUAUUAUUAGCCGAACGGUAGCUUGUUGUAGAAUCUUGUCCAUGUAGAGACUUUUCAUUUCGUACCCCUCAUAAACAUAUGAUCGUAUUGGUCCACAUUUAGCUGUGUUUAUCCCUCAACUUUCUUUCUUACUGUAUUUGCUAUAGUCUUAAAAUCAGAUUUUCUGAAGACGGCCCAAUCAAUAGAAAUCAAGUUUAUAAAACCCACUUCAGAUUUCAUAUUUUGCAUUUCAAAUGUAUGGGCCUUAUGCUGUCUUGACCAGUAACAUCAAUGUGAGUAGCAUGUUUAAUUUGUCAGUAUUAAACCUUAGCACUUUAGAGUUGGUGUGUGUGUGUGUGUGCGUGAGCGCGUGUGACUUGCCUCACUGAUGGCAUCUCAACAACUUUGAGAAUUAAAAAAAAGCACAAGGUAAACAAUAAAGAAAGGACAGUCAGUAAGAGGCAAACUGCCCACAGUAGUUGGAUGUAACUUACCCUUUAUAAAAAUAACUUCUUGUUUGAAUAACUUCAGUCACUCCCGCCCAUAAACCUUCUGCGUGUAAACCUAUGGCAUCAGUUCAUGCAGAUUCCUUUACUCCACAGUUACUUCAAUGUAAGUGUUAAAUCCGUAUGUAUUUUUAUUUUAUUUCUUCAAAUUAGUGAAUCAAUUGAAUGGAAGGGACAUCAAGCCAAUGGGCUGUUUGGUUGGCUGUAAACAAAAGGAUGGCUGGCUGAAUACUUAUUAACUUGCACUAUUAUGAUGUAGAUUCAGCUUUAGUUGGGAUGAACUCUUUGGAUUCAAGGAUUCAUGAUUCUGGAUUUGGGUCUUUUUGGUCUGCUCUAACAAUUCAACUCACCAUGAAUCAAACUGCCUCUUACUCUUCAUUGCCAUCACACCCUCCCUUUCUUCCUUCUAUUCUUGAUCUUCGCCAUAGCCACCACAACCUUGUUGAAAGAGAACCCAUCGCGCAUUACAGAAAGGAAGUGACUGUAGACCGACACAUCGUGAAAGCUUUGUCAGCUGGAAUCAGAGACACGGAAAGAAUACUGAAAAUGGUAGAUGAUUAGAAAGAUAUGGAGAUUGUAUUCAAAGGUUUGCAUUAGCUAUGGCUGGAUUUGUCUAUUUCAGUGGCUCUCACACAGGAACAGUUUUGCUCCCCGGGGGACAUUUCACAUUGUGUGGAGACAUUUUGGGUGGUCACAACGUGGGGGAGAGCUACUGGCAUCUGGCAGAUAGAGGCCAGGGAUGCUGCUAACAGCUUUCAGUGCACAGGCCAACCUUCCCUCACAUACACAACUAAGAAUUAUUUGGCUCAGAGUGUCAAUAGUGCCAAAGCUGAGAAACUCUCAUCUGUUUUAAGGAAUUCUAGCGCUUGCUUUGUAAAAACGGGGAAAUAAUCCUGUAUCACUAUUAGAAUAUCAACGCAAAUUGCUCACCUGUUUGUAAAAGGUAAUGUUCACCAAUUGUGUACCAGACAUUGUCACCCAUGAGUCUGGUGUAUGUGUAAUUCACAGAUUGGGAACACAGGAGACAGAUAUCUACACAUCCAAAGUCACCAGACCGUGCACGUAGCACAUUGUUUCCGACAUCUUAAUGUCCCAUCACGAUUGCCAUAGAGUCCAGUCAGUUGAGGUUGCCGGUAAUUGACCAUUAAAUGAUUGGAGUUGAUGUGGUCAGUUUCUGUUGGAGCUGCCAUUUUUUCUUUCAGAAACAUCAGGAGUCUCUUUCAGAAACAAUAUGAUUCAUCUCUGUUAUUUUCACUGGAAAGGUAGAGAGCUGUCAAGAAUUUCUUCUCUCCUCAAAGCAAUAAUGUAAAUAUUCCAGAGUGGUCUUAUAAGAAGAGGAGAUUAAGAAUGUCAAAAAGCCAGUUCAUUUCUUUAAAAAAAGAGAAAUGAUCACCCCUUUACCGGAUCACAUUAAUUUAAUACCAGCUCCCAAGGGUUAGGACAAAGUCACCAAUAUAAUAAGUCACAUGGGAUAAGCUUCCCCAUUUGAGUGUGGAGGCUGGAGGACCCACAUACUUCUUCUCUUUGUCCAUUCACUGCUUUUUUGAUCCUGGAGAUCUGACACUGGGGAACAUGGGAGUUCAAAAUGAUGGCAACAUAUACUUAGAAAUGCGAUCUACUGUUAUUUUUCUCUUAGUUCAUUGGUAGUUGCCUUCUCCCAGUUUGAUAAUCUCCCUGUCAACAACCACAGCACUGAUGUUGCAAAUAGAUUAGGGAAGCACCCAAAGCUGGAUGAAUUGUGCCAAGUGUAUUUUCAGCAUGUACAUACAAUACCACGCCUCUUAAAUAUGCUUCUUUUAAAAGGGUGCACGCUGCAGCAUGAACUGUGUGCGUAUUUAAUGUAUCUUUCUGGAAUAUGCUGUGUGCUUAAUAUACAUAUUCUAUAAAUAAAGUAAUGAAAUGUAUAAUAGAAAUACAUAUUUCUGUAUGCAAAUAAAUAUAUUAUACACAAAAUCUUAA